CUCUAUCCUCUCGUUCUCCAUCUCCACCUUUCUCCCUGUCUGUCGUUGCGGGUUUCAAAGGAUAUCAACCGGGCCUGAGAUAGGCUACUCAUAAGCGAUAUUCAGCAUUCAAGGUCAGUUGAUCAGGAGGAGAAUGGAUCCAGUUUGAGCAUCUUGACUGAUAAGUUGCCGAGUGUGAUCCUGUAACCAUGGCGACCUGUGGGCGUGGCUGCGUCCCGGCAGUGCGUUUCUGCCAAAGGCUGAACCGACUGAAGACCCUGGAUGAUGACUUGAUGGUGACAUCAAUGAAACGCUGCCUGACCAUGGUGGACCUGGCCCUGCUGGGUGUUGGGGGCAUGGUGGGCUCUGGCCUCUACGUCCUGACAGGCACUGUGGCCAAGGACACCGCGGGACCUGCCGUGGUCCUCUCCUUCCUCAUAGCAGGCAUCGCCUCCCUGAUGGCCGCCCUCUGCUAUGCUGAGUUCGGAGCUCGCGUGCCCAGAACGGGCUCAGCCUACAUGUUCACCUAUGUUUCUUGUGGAGAGAUAUGGGCCUUUCUCAUUGGCUGGAAUGUAGUGUUGGAGUACAUGAUUGGUGGGGCCGCGGUGGCACGGGCGUGGAGUGGUUACCUGGACUCCAUGUUUAACCACACUAUCCAGAACUACACAGAGAACCACAUAAUGAAGUGGAAUGUUCCCUAUAUCGCCCACUACCCUGACCUGCUGGCCGCCGGGAUUCUAGUGGUUGCCACCAUCUUCAUAACCUUCGGAGUGCGAGUCUCCUCUUGGCUGAACCACAUCUUCUCCGCUGUUAGUCUGGUUGUCAUACUCUUCAUCUUGGUGUUUGGCUUCGUGCUGGCCGACCCAGUCAACUGGAGCCAGAAAGAAGGAGGUUUUGCACCGUUCGGUGUGUCUGGGGUUAUGGCGGGCACAGCGACCUGCUUUUACGCAUUUGUUGGCUUCGAUGUGAUUGCAGCCUCCAGCGAGGAGGCAAAGAACCCCCAGCGAGCCAUUCCCAUGGCCACGGCCAUCUCCUUGUGCAUGGCAGCCACAGCCUACAUCCUGGUCUCCACUGUCCUCACUCUCAUGGUGCCCUGGCACUCCCUCGAUCCCAACUCAGCUCUGUCUGACGCCUUCUUCCGCCGAGGCUACAGCUGGGCUGGCUACAUCGUGGCAGUAGGGUCCAUCUGUGCCAUGAACACAGUGCUCCUCAGCAACCUCUUCUCCCUCCCUCGGAUUGUUUACGCUAUGGCGGAGGAUGGCCUCUUCUUCGCCUUCUUCGCCAAAGUCAACCCUGUCACCAAGGUCCCUGUGAAUGCCAUCUUGGUGUUUGGCCUCCUCAUGGCCGUCAUGGCACUCAUCUUUGACCUGGAGGCUCUGGUCCAGUUCCUGUCCAUCGGCACCCUCCUGGCCUACACCUUUGUGGCAGCCAGUGUCAUCGUGCUGCGCUUCCAGCCUGAGAAGGAGAAGACCAGUUCCAAGGCUAACUCCACUACCUCCCCUAACACCAACUACAACCCAGAGCCCUCACCCGAAGCCUCAGAGUCCCAGAUCAUAGCUCAGGACAGCGGGGAGCUGAAGGAGUAUGAGUCCUUCUCAGACAAGCUACAGCUGGUGGAGAUGCAGAAGACCAGGGAACGCAGCGCCCCAGGGGUGUUGAAGGCCCGCUGGGAGCCAUACCUGGGCAGGGUGCUGGGGAACUUUGAGCCGGGGGAGGUGGUGGCCUUCUCUGUGCUGGCGGUGAUGGUGAGCUCUGUGUCCCUCUGUGCCGUGUUUGUGUUUGGGAGUAACCAGCUGCAGCUGCCUACAUGGAGCUUCGCCGUGCUAAUAGUGGUGUUUGGCUCAACCUUCCUCCUCAGCCUGGUCGUCAUAUAUGCCCAUGAACCACAUAUCAACACCAAAACCUUCCAGGUACCCUUGGUCCCAUUCAUCCCUGGUGCAAGCAUCCUCAUGAAUGUGUUCCUAAUGCUGAAGCUCAGCCCAAUGACCUGGAUCCGCUUUACCGUAUGGGUGGCUGCAGGUCUACUGGUGUAUUUUGGCUAUGGGAUAUGGCACAGUAAGGAGGGCCUGAGGGAGCUGCAGCCCAAGGACAUGGCUGCCAGGUACGUGGUGCUCCCUAGUGGCAGCCUGGUAGAGACAGUCCAGUCAGUGCAGCCGAACGGACAUGGGGACGCCAGCGCCCUCCACACCACCCCCUCCCCCGCCCAAUCUGCUGAAGAGCAGCAGGCAAAGAGAUGAUGUGUAGGAACUAGGAAGGGAGCCAUUUUUAUUUCAGUGGGCCGUUAUCGUCUAUCUGCUCCUACUCAUACAUUACCUCACUCUCUUCUCUUCUGACUUCCCUCUAGUGACUGGCCUCAUACAAUCAGUGUGUACUGCCACAAGGCUGUGUUUCUCUGCAUUAGUAAGCACACAUCACACAAUGACAUUUACGCUCUCUCAUUAUGAAACAUAUUUAUAUGUAUUUUUCCAUAUUGUAUCUGUUAAUAUGGGAACAUAGUAAUAAAGCUAUCUAGCAUUGUUUAGGAUAUUGCUAUUGGUUAUAAUCACUGUAUUUAUUUAAAUGGUAGAUAAACCAGCACAGGUGGUAUUUCCUUGUUAGCAACUCCUCAAUUGAUCCGCUUUUUAAUGUCUCCCAGUCACUCACAAUUGAAUGUGUUUGUAAGUAGGAUGGUGCUUUUGAUCAUAGCAUACAUUGAGUCAUGCUGAUUAUAGCUGGUCAUGCUGAUCAUAGCAUACAUUGAGUCAUGCUGAUAAUAGCUGGUCAUGCUGAUCAUAGCAUACAUUGAGUCAUGUUGAUCAUAGCUGGUCAUGCUG
Molecule: messenger RNA, 2792 nt
Organism: Salmo salar (Atlantic salmon)
Lineage: Eukaryota; Metazoa; Chordata; Actinopteri; Salmoniformes; Salmonidae
Product: cationic amino acid transporter 4
Biological process (GO): amino acid transport; transmembrane transport
Cellular component (GO): plasma membrane
Molecular function (GO): amino acid transmembrane transporter activity
Source: RefSeq, a predicted model, not a curated record